AUUAUUUUAUUUUGAAUCUGUCCGACUGAUUGCAGAGCAGGGCGAUUUGUUUUGACAGCUAAAAAAUUUUUGGUAAAACUUUAGCUGCUUGCUGCAAUAAUUCUGAAAACUAGUCAGUUUAGUGUUAUUUAUGUUUUAAAGUCACGAACCAUUUAUUAUUUUUAAGAAUAUUUAGUUAGAAUACAAUGAUAACGCUUAAUAGAAAGUUAAAAAAAGAACAUACGGAGACGACCAAUGGGGUUAAAAUUGAACCUAUAAAAAGAAUAUCGGUUAGAGACAAGUUAUUGGUGAAAGAAGUACAAGAAAUGAACGAAAAUCUUCCUGCAACGUGUUCUGUAAAUUUUGAGGAUCCUAAUGUUUUAAACGAAUUUAUUUUAACUGUAGCCCCUGAUGAGGGAUAUUGGUCUGGAGGAAAAUUUAAAUUUAGUGUAUUUGUUACAGAAGAUUAUAAUAUGGCUCCACCAAGAGUGAAAUGUUUGACUAGACUGUGGCAUCCCAAUAUUAAUUUGGAUGGAGAAAUAUGUUUAUCAUUGCUUCGUCAAACCUCUAUAGAUGAACAUGGUUGGGCACCAACGAGACGGCUCAAGGAUGUUGUUUGGGGCCUCAAUUCAUUAUUUACUGACUUAUUAAAUUUUGAAGAUCCAUUAAACAUAGAAGCGGCAGAAAUGUACAAAGUGAAUAAAGUCGAGUUUCAAUCGAAAGUCGUAGAGUAUAUUGCAGUUUCGAAAGGCAAGAGAUGAGAAAUGUUCUCCCCCGUCAAUGUUAAUAACAAUCUUUAGCUAUUAUAGAGGACUCACAACAUCCACAGAUUUUAACGUAUAUCGUUAGACAUAGUGUAAUUAAUACUCCAAAACAGUGAUAACUUUAAACUAUGUAAAAUUAUAAAUAAUAACUAUUGACCUGUACAUAAUAUUUGUUGGUGUUCUUUGUAUUUCCAUCGAGAACUGACUAGGUAAUAAAGUAAGUUAUAAAUCUAAAUGUUUGAUGUAAUAUUUCACUCGUACAAGAGCAUAGCAAUGAUAUUAUGCAACAGAGAUAGAUUAAAUCUGAAGCAAUUCGCUCAAUCAAUUAUAAUAUUGUAGAUAGGAAAAACUUCCAUUAACAUUGCUGUUUUGCAAGUUAAUUUGUCUGUUUUUUUUCAAUUUGCACCUGGUAUGUGUUUAAAUCAACAUAAUUAAUUGUUGUAAUUAUUUAUGGUGAUGAUGAUAUUAUAAUUAUUUAUAAAGAUCUGUAUUGGAGUAUAAAGGUUAAUGCUUAGUUACGCUAUUAGAAUGCUGUUUGGAACAAACCUGCAAGUAUUUUUGUUUUAAUUUAUUUUGUCUGAUGAAAAUUGCUAAAUUUUAUAUUUUAAAACAAAAUAUGCACAUAUAAACCAUUGAACUAAGUAACAAUAUCUGCAUAAUGACAGUAACAAUUAAAUAUAUACCAUGAAAAUCUACAGAGUAUUUAGAAAAUUAAUCUGCUUAACUCGGCUUAGUCUAAACAUUUUUAAACUUUCAUGGUGUCAUUUGAACAGAGCCAUGUGCACUCUUAAAUGCCGUCUAUAUGUUUAGGCUUAAAACAUUGUUUGAUUAAGAGGUUGUGACAUGGCGGAAAGUUUUUUCACUGUCUGUCAUUUUUGUCCCCCUUGGGUAUCCUUUUUAAUAUUCCACAACAUCUGGUGGCUAAAAUAGAAUGUAAAGUACAUCUUCUCUUAUAGUUACUUAAUUAAUUAAAAACAAUUGUGCAGCUGUAAAGAGUAAACAAUAAGAGUUUUUCAUUAGUUUUUUCCCACAUUAUUACACAGCAGGCCGGUUUUGUAAGCCCAUUCUAAUAGCGCUAAGGUUAUGUUAUUUUCGUAAAAUUGUAACUUUUGACGGUCCGCAAAUGAUUUAUUAUUUAUUUACCAAUAAUGUAUUUCGAAAUACAUUACUAAGGAAAGCUUAUAUUAUUUCUAGAAUUUCUUUCGGCCACCAUAGAGUGUGAGUAAUACCGAGUUUGUAAAAUAUAAUAUCUAAUAAUUUAUGCUAUCAUAAUAAUAUUUUGGUUCAAUGUUGUCGAAAUAAAUAAUAUUUAUUAGAUCCGCUCAAAUUCCAGAGCAUUUAUGAUGUUCCUGUUUUAGUGUAAAAAAGGCGAUAAAGGGGACAUGAGUGGGCUGACUAGUUUCUCUCCUUUGCCUGUACAUACUAUAAUUUUAUGAAUCUGAAUAUUUUUUAAUUGUUUCCACUUACAAAUUCUUCGGAAACUAUAUUUCAUUUAUUUAUUUAAUUAUUGUAUCAAAGAAAGCGAAUGAACUGAUAUGAAACCUUGUGUAUAUUUUAAAUUAAUUUGUCUUUUCAAAACAAUUUGAUAAAUUGAUGAAAUCAUAAUGUACAGGAUGUAUUUAUAAUAUAAAAUGUAUUUAAAUAAUAUUCAUAUAAAGCGUCAUUUUGUAUGAUUGUUAAUAUAAUGAGAAAACAAAGCAAUAAACAGAUCUAUAUUAUGGUAAUUAAGCCGCUGAAGUAAAGUUCUUU
Molecule: messenger RNA, 2492 nt
Organism: Vanessa atalanta (red admiral)
Lineage: Eukaryota; Metazoa; Arthropoda; Insecta; Lepidoptera; Nymphalidae
Product: NEDD8-conjugating enzyme UBE2F-like
Exons: 3
Coding region: 186-740 (184 amino acids)
Source: RefSeq, a predicted model, not a curated record